AUCUAGCUCUCAGAUUGGCUGAAAACCACACACUUGACUCUCAAAUGGUUGUUAAUUGCGUAGCCAAGUUAAUACUGCGUUUCCUUAAAACUAAGAACUAUACAAAGUAUGUGGAUGCUUAUGCAUAUGGAUAAUAGUGGCAUUAUAAGAAAACGGAAAAUACACGUUGAAAGUAAAAGUGUAUAAUAUACUUAAAUAAAACAGGUGCACUACGUCUGGAUGCCAAUACGAAUGACUUAACAAUGUGAAUGUGUUAUCUAUGAUGGACUAAAUAAAAAUCCCUUAACCAAAAUUAGGUCACGGUAUGAAAUAGUAAUAAAGACACGUGGGCGGAAGUCAGCGACGUCAUCAAAACAGUGAGACAGGCGGAGGAGAAGCAGCCCAUCAGUGGAUGUGACACGCUUACAAAUACAUAGACAACAACCCAGCGAGCAGCAGGACACGAUGAUCCAACUCCAGCCCCUCGUAUAGUGCAGUCGAUUCAACCGGACGGCGAAGUUUCGUCCCCUUUUUUUUGUAUCUCUCUCUCUCUCUUUCCCCGAGUACCUCCGAGGGAGCAGCGGCACCAGCACCAUGGUGAAGCAGUCGGACCGAGCCCCGCUGCUGGACUGGGAGGAGAUCCCACCGGCCGAUGCGAGCCAGGCGGCCCAGCAGCAGCAUCCGCCUCUGCCGUCGAGAGAGGAGAAGGUCGCACCGAAAAGUUCGCAGCCACACGGGCGGCGCCCACCCGCGGUGACCGCGGCUGGCACUGGGUGGAGCACCGCGGCCACCACCGUCACCCACAGCCCCGAGAGCAGCGCGACAGCCGCGGACCCCAGCGGGACCGGAAGCUCGGGCCGCCCGCGGACGAAGCCUCCCGGCCCCGGUCGCAAUGCUAUCUUCCCCGGCCUCUCGUCGAGGGACCAGUGGGAGGAAAAAGACCAGAUCGUGGCGGUGUUUGUGGUCACCUUUGGUACAAGAUCAGGGAAUAUGAUCGAGUGGUGCCUGCCUCACGACAUCAACCUGGAUGGAGUUGAAUUCAAGUCGAUUGCUAGCGGCUCCCACCGGAUCACCAGUGACUUUAUAUAUUUCCGUAAAGGCUGUUACUUUGGUCUGGCCUGUUUUGCCAACAUGCCCGUGGACAGUGAGCUGGAGCGAGGGGCGAGGAUGAAGUCAGUGGGGAUUCUGUCUCCCUCCUACACUCUCCUCUACCGCUACAUGCACUUUCUGGAGAACCAAGUCAGGCACCAGUUGAAGUGCCCGGGCCAGUACUCUCCUCUGGAGGCCUUCUAUGAGGACAAGAAGGCCGUGCUUCCCCCUACAGGAAAUGGUCUGGUCACCGCCUGCCCGACAUGGAGUGUCACCACCAUCAACCGCUGUAUGCACCCAGAGAUGAAGAUCACCCACCCGGCCGGCUGCAUGUCCCAGUUCAUCCAGUUUUUUGGGGAGCACAUCAUGGUGCUGUGGAAGUUUGCCCUGCUGAGGAAACGGGUCCUCAUCUUCUCCCCUCCCCCCAUCGGCGUCGUCUGCUACAGAGUGUAUUGCUGCUGCUGCUUGGCCAAUGUUUCCUUACCUGGAAUUGGCGUCUCUGUGCCGGAAUUGCGGCCUUUCUUCUACAUCAACAUAGCCGACAUCCCGGCCCUGGAGACAGAGCUGUCCUACGUGGCCUGCACCACAGAGAAGAUUUUUGAGGAGAAGAAGGAGCUGUACGACGUCUAUGUUGAUAACCAGAACGUGAAAACGCACAGGAGCCAUUUGCAGCCGCUGCUUCGACUGAAUGCAGCGGAUAAGGAGAAGUACAGGAAGCUGAGUGAACAGAGGCAGAUGUUGCUUUACACUCAGGAGGUGGAUGGAGACUGCACGACAAAUGAAGAGGAUCUUUUCAUCCUGUUCUUCAUGGAGCUCAACAACCGCAUCUUUCAGAUCCUGUCUGAUGUAGCAGGGAGCACCGACCCCACCCUCACCUCCGAGCACGUGAGGGCCAUGGGGCUGGAUCCCCAGGGCGAUCGAUUCUUCCUGCUGGACCUGCUGGAUGUGUACCAGAUUGACGUCGCGCUGGUCAUAGACAACCUCUGCUGCUCCUGAACCCCCUCCACCAACACGGCCCCCCGCCCCCCCCUCCCCCCCGCGCCUCCCUCCAUCCUCACCCACCAGCCUGGGAAACUCUGAGCGCCACGGAACACUUGUGCCUUUACGGCCCAGUCGCGACAAGACGACGUAGACACUGCCUCCACCCUGGGACCUCCAUCUGUCGCCUGCUGUCCCCUCCUGGGUGUCUGUUUUCCCUCUUGGUGCGUCUCAUCUGACCCGCGGAGACUGUUUCCAAACAGUGCGGAUGCUGGAGACGGUUAACGUUGUGGGACCGCUCCCCGGGGGGAGGUAUGGAUUUGGUCGGGACGUUCCUGCGGGAGGAUCGGUCGUUCUUCGCAGCACCAAGCACAAUGAAGAGGUCGUUGAAACCGCCGCGGUCCCGCAGCCUUUGGGUCCACAUACGUUUCCUCUUGAAGAAAAAGAUUCAGAAUAUGUGGAUGCGUUUGUACUGCUGAAUAUGAAUUUGUGUGCUAUGAAUAGAUUUUUCUUUAGAAAGCUCUAGGCAUCAUAAUGUGCAACAAAUUCAUCCUGCUGCAAUAACCUACUUGGUGAAUCAAAUGCUUUUUGAUUGCUUUAUUUACCAACAUGGAAGCAAUAGCACCAGCCCUCUUCAUGUUUCAUUGUUUUUCUUGUUUUUACUCUUUCUUUCACUACUGAAAGUGAGCUGGAGGAUGUUUGACAUCCUCUUUUUCGAUGGGGACUGCACCUUUAACACAAGGUACAUCUGAUGAGGUGUUUGAUCGCUGUCAAAUGCGUUCUGGAAACUUUGUGUUAGUGUUACAUGUCUUACCUUAAUCUGAGGUGGUUGUUGUUGUCGUCAAUGACACCACUAACUUAUCACGAAUGCUGCACCGCCACCACUGACAUAUUUCAAGAUGCACACAGUGAUUGUGGUUAAGGUGCAUAUUUCUUUGCUAUGUUUUUGACUAACAGUCUGAGUCAGUAAGUGGUUUGGUAGCGAGGGGGCUUUGUGUGUUGCACUGUACACGGUUUUUCUCUGUUUGUUUUUUUACUCCAACUGCGGGCUAGUUCAUCAACGGCAGCCAAUCUUAUCUUGUGAUCGUGCGGGAGUGAAGAGUUCUUGAUGGAGCUGCUUGUGGUUUACCCGUUGAGCAGCUUUAAAGAGAUCCUCUUUGCGUUUCUGCGUCCCUCACAGAGAUCUCUUUGUUUUAGGAAAUCCGGUGUUGUUCACAGUGAAGAAUGGGCAGACGCUUCAAGAGCCGCCGCCCUCCAUCUGUUGUAGCUGAGGGUUUUUUUUUUUUUUCUUCCUUCUUCUGGUUUUUUUUUUAUCUCAGUCCCACUGAGUAAAUCCAACUGUGUCUUUUGAAUUAUCCUGAGUGGUUUAUUUAAUCUGUUAUGUUGCUAAUCGGAGUAAUAAUUCGUUCCAUGUUGGAACACAUAACAACAAGCCUUAUGUCUCCUAUAAUUUUCGAGUACUGGUUCUCAGCCUUCUCGUGAACCCACUUAAACAAGCUAAGACACAUAGUCGUAUCUGUGGAGCAUCUACAAAGACCCAUUUUUGAUUUGGUAUCACAUUCCAAAAGUGAUCUUUCCGAGGUUGGAUUUGAAUUUUGACAACUGCUGUCCUCUGACUUGAACCCCAAAGAGGUUUUCUGGGUUGGAUACAAAGUGAAAACGUGCACAAAGUAUUGUAUUUGAAAGCGCUUUUUUGUUUAAAUGGGGCCUUAAUGAAAAUGUCAUCCUCUCCAACUCACAACAAUGUGACUGACUCAUUGCGUGGUGUCACACUGAGGACCUCACCGUGUCCAGUUAAACCUGUUGACUCUAUUUACUUGCAGCAGGCAUAAUAUUCUUGCCUGUGACAGUGUUUGCUUUCCGGUGUAUGUAAUAAGGAAUGUACGCAACACAUACCACUGUAUGCAAUGCCUUCUUUUGUGGAGUCAUUCACAGAUGUGUACCAGCAGUCCUUUGUACAGCGCGUCACUCUAUUGAAUGUCAAAGAACGCUAAAGUAUUGCACACAUGCAAACAACACAUCCAAGUUGUGUAACUGUUUCCUCCUUGAUUGUGAUGUAAAUCAAGUACUGUACAGUCACAGAAUAACAAAUUAAGUAAAUUAAUUACUAAUGUGAAACACUGUAAGAUGUCAAUAAUGUAAACAUGAACUCAAUAGCAUGAUCAACUGUUUAUUUCACUGUACUGCCAUUGUAACACAAUAAAGCAUUGAUACAGUUUAGGUGUUUGGAUCCUCUGCUUCUGGCCUUGCAUAACUGUUUCUCCAUGUCCUUCGUAAUCUUGCUCCACCUACAUCCCUCC
This is a messenger RNA of Pungitius pungitius (ninespine stickleback), 4346 nucleotides long. RefSeq names its product DENN domain containing 11 (gene dennd11). The transcript has 9 exons. The record is from RefSeq and is a predicted model, not a curated record. NCBI's taxonomy places the organism in Eukaryota, Metazoa, Chordata, Actinopteri, Perciformes, Gasterosteidae. Gene Ontology annotation, cellular component: cytoplasm. Bases 574 to 2064 code for a protein of 496 amino acids.